This is a messenger RNA of Meloidogyne enterolobii, 605 nucleotides long. Lineage: Eukaryota; Metazoa; Nematoda; Chromadorea; Rhabditida; Meloidogynidae. The record is from the annotation of a GenBank genome assembly.
AAAUAAAAAUGCCUCCAGUUCUAAACAAAGAUUUGCCUAUAAUUUUCAUUGUUGGUGGUCCAGGAAGUGGAAAGGGAACGCAAUGUGAUUUGAUUGUCAAAAAAUAUGGUUAUACUCAUUUAAGUUCUGGUGAUUUACUACGUGCAGAAGUUUCUUCAGGCUCUCCUCUAGGCUUGCAAUUCUCUGAAACCAUCAAAGCUGGAAAACUUGUAGAAUUGGAUUUGGUGCUUGAUUUGGUUGAGAAGGCGAUGCUUAAAGCUGUUGAAGCUGGGGCGAAGGGAUUUUUGAUUGAUGGAUACCCUAGAGAUGUUGAACAAGGAAAGCGUUUUGAAGAAAAGUUAUCUCCAAGCCAUUUGGUCAUUUUCUUUGAUGUUGUAGAAGAAACUUUGGUUAAACGCCUAAUGUUUCGUGGACAAACUAGUGGCAGAGAAGAUGAUAAUGAGGAAACAAUUCGUAAUCGUUUGCGUACUUUUUAUGAUGCAACCAAGCCUGUUGUGGAAUAUUACGAAGGAAAGGGGAAAUUGGCAAAGAUAAAUGCUGAGGGAACCAUUGAGGAUAUUUUUGCUGAGGUUUGCAAACAUUUGGACAAAUUGGAGAAGAAAUAG